Molecule: messenger RNA, 7133 nt
Organism: Mercurialis annua (annual mercury)
Lineage: Eukaryota; Viridiplantae; Streptophyta; Magnoliopsida; Malpighiales; Euphorbiaceae
Exons: 12
Coding region: 449-6826 (2125 amino acids)
Source: RefSeq, a predicted model, not a curated record
UUUCCAUGCUUUGGCGGGAUGUCUUACCAUAUUAGUAUUUACUUUUUGUUCUACAAAACACAUCCCUUUACCAUAGAUUUAACAGUAGAUAGUCUUUCAUCUUCAGUCCCACCUUAUUAAUUUCUUAAUUCAACCCAAAUUUUUCACUCUCUUCAACAACCCAAAAAACACAAAACACUCUGUUUCUUGAAAUUUUCACCCUCUUCUCUCUGUCUGAAGCAAAGUCAAGAAAAAAAAAGAGUCUUGCAUGUAAAGAUUACUUCACCUCGCUUCCGCAUUAAGCACACUGCAGUGCAGAUCCCUCAAUUGUUCAAAUUUAGACAUUUGCUUUUCUAGUAGGGUUUGGAUCAGCCUGUGUUUGCAUUUUUUAUUUAUGGUUUCUGAGUUUGGUAUUCUGAGAAGAUAUAUGCCUCAUUGCAGCAGCUGAUGCUAGAUUGAUGUUUAAGUAAUGUCGAGGAUCACUAAAUGGAAGCUUGAGAAAACUAAAGUAAAGGUGGUCUUCCGGCUGCAAUUUCAUGCUACGCAUGUUCCACAAGUUGGAUGGGAUAAACUAUUUAUAUCAUUUAUUCCAGCUGAUUCUGGAAAGGCAACAGCAAAGACGACCAAAGCCAAUGUGAGAAAUGGGACCUGUAAGUGGGCAGAUCCCGUAUAUGAGACUACCAGACUUCUCCAAGAUAUUAAAACUAAGCAAUAUGAUGAAAAGCUCUAUAAGCUUGUUAUAUCAAUGGGUUCGUCACGGUCUGGUAUACUUGGUGAGGCAGCCAUCAACCUUGCUGAUUUUGCCUGUGCAUUAAAACCUUCUGUCAUUUCCUUACCUCUUCAUGGAUGCGAUUCUGGCACAAUUUUACAUGUCACCGUCCAGCUGCUUACUUCGAAAACUGGUUUCAGAGAAUUUGAGCAGCAGAGAGAACUUAGUGAAAGGGGCCUGCAGAUUGACCAACAUAGUCCUGAUGAAUCUUCUGCUAGAAAAGUAGCUUCUUCAGAAGAGACCAUCAAUGCUCAGUCAGAUAAGGUAUAUGCAAGAGCUAAAUUCAGAGAAAGAGUGAAAGAACUUUCGUCUCUUGAGGAAGAGGCGGGGCCAACUGAAGAAUAUGCAGACUCAGGUGUUGGAUUUGAUGGCUCUUCCAAUACUUCAGAAAGUUUAUAUGCUGAGAAGCAUGAAUCCUCCAGUGCACAUGAAAUUGAUAGCCUUAGAAGUACUGUCUCUGGUGAUUUAGCCGGACUUUCCCUCGGCCAAAAUCCUCAGCUGGAGAAAGGGGAUCCUCCUGAUCAUCGGUUUUCAGCGCAGGGAACCAACGAUUGGGUUCAGGGCUGGAGUUCAGACUACUCUGUGGAUAAUGACUUGGUAGCUGUUUAUGAAGAGAACAGUAAGCUGAGAGGUAGCUUGGAAGCAGCUGAAUCAGCUAUUCAUGAGCUGAAAUUGGAGGUCAGCUUUUUAAAGAGUCUUGCUGAUGAAGUAGGUCAUGAAGCACAGAAGUUUGGCAAGGAACUUUCUGCUGAGAUUGUAUCUAGCGAGGAGCUAGGAAACGAAGUAUCUUUGCUUAAAUCAGAAUGCUCAAAGUUGAAAGAUGAUCUCGAACAGCUCAAAAUUUCUAAAUGUAGCGGCAGGAAAGCUAAUGGCUCUGAACAGGAUCAAAUGUCUCAGGAUGUAAUGCUCACAUGGCUAAAGGGGCUUUUAGCCAUGGAAGAAAAAAUAAUAGGGCUUCAAAAUAAGGCAUGCUAUGGCUACAAUGAAAGUGACCUUAAAUUUUUUCACUCAGACAUAGUGGUGUUGCUUGGUAUCUUGCAGAAUCUCAAAGCAGGCACUGGACUUACAGUUUCCAGUCUAAACUUGAUCGCCUCUGAAGAAGCAAGCCUAAAGGGGAUCAGAGAGAUGGGUUCGCUAAAAAAUGAUCAGUUUGCUACAGGUACUGGUUUUGACGUCGACUUAUAUCAGCCAGAGCUAGGCAUACUUCAUUGUCUUAACAUGCCUGGCCUGAUUUCUCAUGAAUCUGACGCUGUAGAUGUUACUAAUGCAAUGAAAAGCAAAAUUUUUGAACUUGUGAGAGAGUUAGAUGAAUCAAAAGCAGAAAGGGAGAGCCUUUCAAAGAAAAUGCAUGAGAUGGAGUGCUACUAUGAAGCUCUUGUUCAGGAACUUGAGGAGAAUCAGAGACAGCUACUCAGAGAGCUGCAAAAUCUCAGAAAUGAGCACUCGACUUGUAUGUAUACAGUUUCAUCAACUAAGGGUGAGAUGAAGUCGAUGCAUCAAGAGCUCAAUGAACAGAUAGAUAGACUUGCUGAAGAUAACCAUCAUUUAGGUUCCCUCAACAAAGAGCUUGAAAGAAGGGCUGUAACUGCAGAAGCAGCACUCAGAAGGGCACGCUUGAAUUAUUCUAUCGCUGUGGACCAGCUACAGAAGGACCUAGAAGUUCUCUCUUUCCAGGUUUUAUCUAUGUAUGAGACCAAUGAGAAUCUGAUCAGGCAAGCCUUUGUAGAUUCUUCACCUAAAGGAUUUGAUUCUCAAGAAUAUUCAGCGAAACUCUUGCAACUUCAAAACCAAUCAGUUGGGAUAAGGAAACAGCAGUUGGGUGGGGAUAUUCAUUUAGAAGACUUGAAGAGAUCACUACACUUGCAGGAAGGCCUGUACCGGAAGGUUGAAGAAGAAGUCUGUGAAAUGCAUUUUCUGAAUAUCUACUUGGAUGUGCUCUCAAAGGCUCUCCAUGAAACUUUUCUCCGUGCAUGUGAAGAUGCCAAACUUAUGAAUGAAAAAGUAAAUGAACUCACACAGCAGCUAGAGCUUUCAGCCGAGUCAAAGAAUGUAGUGGUGCAAAAACUACAGAGUGCAAUGGAUGAUGUUCUCUCUCUCAAUGAUUACAAGGCUACCUGCAUUGCUAAGUGCAAUGACAUGGUUUUACGAAACCAAACUUUAGAAGCAGAUUUACAGAAUAUGACCCAUGAAAAUUAUAUUCUCGUACAGAAAAUUGCUGAAUGGGAAUCUGUGACGAUGCAAUACAGAGGUUAUGAGGAAAAAUUGGAGGCGUAUACUGAAGAAAAUGCAGAGUUGACAUGCUUGUUAGAGAAGAAAACUAUAGAAAAUGGGAUUCUUCAACAUGAAAACUUCUCUUUGCGGGAUGAGAUGAAAGCCAUUAAAGCAGAAUUUGAUGAGCUGGCUUCAGGGAAGGAAAAUCUGCAACAAUUUAUCAGUUCUCUCCGAUGUAGAUUGCAGGAAUUACUGGUGUCCUAUGACAAAAGUAUAAGUAAUCUGUCUCUUGUUAGCGAAUGUAGUAGACAGGACUUCCAGUCCGAGGACUUAAUAGGUAUAAUGAUGCAUCUAGAAGAGCUUCAGCAUAAUGCCUGUGAAAAGAUUCUCCAACUUAUAGAAGAGAAGAAAUGCCUAAUGCAUGAAACAGAUGCAGCACAACUGUCCAUUUCUGCUGCCGAAUCAGAGAUUGGUUUCAUGAAACGGAAGGUAGAACAUGAAAUAAGGAAUAUGGUGAAUAAAUUUGAUGAGUCAAAUAUUUUGCUGCAGAACCUUCACUUAGAUAUUGAGGCUUUCGCGAACAGACUCGAGGUUGGCUUAGAAGUGGAAGAAAAAUUUGAAAAGCAGCACAAUGAUCUUUUCUCUGGUCUUGAUCAUUUAAAAGUUGAGCUACAAGAUCUUACUUCUAAGAAUAAGGACCUUGCUAAUGAAAUCAUGACAUUAGAGAUUGCGACAGCAGCAGAACUUACAAAAGAAAACCGGGCCUUAAUGACGUCUUUACAGGAGAAGAGCGUCGAAUCCAGCAUGCUUUCAUCAGACCUGAAGAGCUUACAAGAGAGUUUGCAAUCUUUGUAUGAUGAAAAUCAGGCUCUGAUUGCAUCUUCACGUGAUACAGCGGAGGAGUUAAACAGCUUAAGGAAUAGCUUGCAAUGUCUGCAUAAUGAAAACCAGGCUUUGGUGGUAUCUUCACAGGAUAAGGCUGCAGAAGCUGUCAAGCUGGCUUUGGAGCUAAACAAUUUGAAAGGGGUUUUGCAGUCUAUGAAGGAUGAAAAUGAAGCUUUGAUGGUGAUGUCGAAUGAUAAAACCGAGGGCUGUGUGAAACUUGCAUCUGAGCUUGAAAGUCUGAAAGAAAGUUUGCAGUCUUUGCAUAAGGAAAAAGAAGCUUCAACUUUUUUGUUGCAGGAUAAGACGGAAGACUCUGCCAGGCUAGCAUCCGAACUGAACCUGUUGAAAGAAAGUUUGCAAUUUCUGCAUGAUGAAAAUCAGACUUUAAUGGCAUCUUUACAGGAUAAAACGGAAGAAUCUGCCAAUCUUGGGUUGGAGCUAAACCAUUUGAAAGGGGUAUUGCAACCUCUGCAUGAUGAAAAACAAGCAUUGAUGGCAUCUUUACAGGAUAAAUUUAAGGAAGCUUCCAAGCUUUCAUCGGACCUAAACAGUUUAAAAGAGAGUUUGCAGACUUUGCAUGAGGAGAACCAAGUUUUGGUUGCGUGUUCACAGGAUAAAUCGGAAGAGUCUGCCAAACUGAAGUCAGAGCUGAACAGUUUGAGAGACCAGCUACAGUCGCUACAUAAUGAAAACCGAGCUUUUGUGGCGUCUUCUAGGGAUAAAAAUGACGAGUCCAUCCAACUUGCAUCAGAGCUGAACAGAAUGAGAGAAAGUGUAAAAUCUCUGCAUCAUCAGUUGCAUGACGAGAGAAGUUUAAGAGAGAAUUUAGAGAGUGAAGUUACAGAUAAAAAUUCCAAGUUAAACGAGAAAGAGUGUCAGAUGCUCGAUCUCCACAAAUCAGUGUCCGAGCUAGAAUUGGAGAAGUUGAGAAUUUGCAGUCUUUUGUCUCAAUAUGAGGACAGCCUUAAAAUUGCUCGCGAAGAAUGUUCUUUUGUUUCUGAGCUUAAAAAUGAGUUAUGCAAAAUGCAUGAACUUGUAUUAGCUACUGAUGUUCAACUAAUUUUCACAGAAACUCAAUACAAAAGCAGGGCUGACGAUCUGGUUUUGAAGCUUUGGUCCUCAGAUAAGCACCUUGAUGAACUUCAAAAAAAGCAUGUUGAUCUAGAAACAACACUGAGUCAUUCUCUUGCUAGUGAAGCCAAGUAUAUUGAAGAGAAUGCUAAGUUGUUAACCAGUCUCAACUCCGUGAGAUCUGAGUUGGAAGCGUCUAUUGCUGAAAAUAGAUUGUUUCUUGAUGCAAACAAAACUUUGAAAGCUGAGCUUGAGGAAUACAAGGAUCAGACUCAAGAUGCCAAAAUUAAAUUUUGCAAGGAUGAAAGUCGGCAUUCUCUUGAGGUUGAAAGGCUGAAGCGCAUGUUGACGAGUUCUGAAGAGGAGAUUUAUUCUUUGUUGCUCUUCAAGGAAGAGCUGGAAGUCAAAGUUUUGGUUCUCAAAGCCCAAUUGGAUGAACAGCAAGCUCAAAUAAUUACAAUGGAAGGAUAUCAUGAUGAACUAAUGACACUGAAGAAACAGAACAAUGAGCUUUCUCAGAGGCUCGCUGAUCAGAUAUUGAAGACCGAAGAGCUCAAAAACUUGUCUAUCCACUUGAGGGAGCUUAAAGACAAGGCUGACGCUGAGUGUGUCCAGGCUCGUGAAAAAAGAGAACCUGAAACACCACCAGCUGCCAUGCAAGACUCCUUGAGAAUUGCUUUUAUAAAAGAGCAGUAUGAAACGAGGCUGCAAGAACUGAAACAGCAACUAUCCAUAUCCAAGAAGCAUAGUGAAGAAAUGUUGUGGAAAUUGCAAGAUGCCAUUGAUGAUAAUGAGAAUCGGAAGAAAUCUGAAGCUUGUCAUCUGAAGAAAAAUGAAGAACUCGGAAUGAAGAUACUGGAAUUAGAGGCUGAACUACAAUCAGUACUCUCUGAGAAGCGUGAAAGAAUGAAUGCUUAUGACAGGAUGAAAGCUGAGAUGGAGUGCUCCUUGAUAAGCCUGGAGUGCUGCAAGGAAGAAAAACAAAAGCUUGAAGCUUUUUUGCAAGAAUGUAAUGAGGAGAAGUCUACAAUUGCAGCUGAACUAAGUCAGAUGAAAGGAUCGAUAGAAAAUUCCAAAUUGGCAAUUAAUCUUGUGGAGAAAGAAAAUGGGCUGGUUUUCAGAACCAUGAACCAGAAAAAUCCUUUAUCUGAUGCUUCAUACCUAGAACAAGAUACUUCAAGCACUUCUGACGAAGCUGAGAAUAAUGCACUCUUAACUGGGCAACUUGAGCAGGAUGCUCUUUUAUCUAGUGGUAUGAGUGGGAUUCAAAGUCCAUCACUGCCAAGUGAAGAUAAGUUGCUGCCCAGUGAUAUGAAGCAAUUGGUUCUCAUCAAUGAUCGUUUCAGAGCUGAAAGUUUGAGGUCUAGCAUGGACCACUUAAGUAAUGAGUUGGAGAGGAUGAAAAAUGAGAAUUCAGUUGUGCAAGAUGAUCAGGACUUUGUGCAAAAAUUUCCUGCUUUACAAAGUCAAUUUAUGCAGUUACAGAAGGCAAACGAAGAACUGGGAAGUAUGUUCCCCUUGUAUAAUCAAUUUUCAGGGAGUGGCGGUUCACUAGAAAGAGUGCUUGCAUUAGAAAUUGAGCUUGCUGAAGCAUUGCAGGCGAAGAAGAGAUCAAGCGUCCAUUUUCAGAGUUCUUUCUUAAAACAACACAGCGACGAGGAAGCGAUAUUUAAAAGUUUUAAAGACAUCAAUGAUCUAAUUAAAGACAUGCUGGAGCUAAAGGGAAGAUAUGCAGCUGUUGAGACUGAACUGAAAGAAAUGCACGAUCGCUACUCCGACCUAAGCCUGCACUUUGCAGAAGUUGAAGGAGAGAGACAGAAACUCAUGAUGACUCUCAAGAAUGUUCGGGCAUCGAAGAAGGCCCUACACUUAAACCGGUCAUCAUCUGCGUCACUCGGCGACCAGUUGUAGCAGUCACCGUGCAAGUCCUCUACUAACAUCAUAUCUUGUCACAUAAAUCAAUUAUGCAGUUCAUGGGACACCUGCAAUUUUCAAAUAUAACAAGCCUCAUGAGGAAGGCACAAAUUAGAAGCAGCAGCUGUACUUUGUGUAAAUAAAAUGUACUGUCUCCCAAAAAGUUAGUAUCAUAAGGUAUAGAUCCCUGUAACAUUAUGACCUUUUGGUUCAUGUUGUAAGUCAUUAUACUGUAUAGUAAAUCAAAUUCUUGAUAACAGUUUUGUUAAAUUAUAGCAACAAGCCAGAAAGUUUAGUUCUCUUA